GCCUGCCUUGUGCUGGCAAAGUCGUUCUUGUUGUUGUUUUGAUUCGGUCUAAGUUCUGAUGCUCCGUGUAAAAUGUCAAUAAUCGUAGGAAUUUUACGAUGAUUCUGCGGGGAAUUUGUUUUUCAUUGGAGCUAGACAACUUUUUCGUACGCACGAUCCUUCUGAUACGUUUCUUGGGGUUUGGUCAUGUUGCAUUUGUCCGUAAUCUACUGAAAGGGACCGGCCAAGACUCUCUACGCUAGGUUAGGUAAAUAUUUUACUUCUUCAUCAACGACUUGGGCCUCCAAAUUUGUUGAAUUUUUGCUGGAAGUCUUCAAGCUUGUCCCUCUAACCUCACACUUCAUUUCAAGACAUUUCACACCAUCACCAUGGGUAGCUUAGAAGCUGGAAGUACUGCAACUAGAGUCGACAUUUCGAUUUGCCGCAGAUUUGGACACAUCAAAGUGUCACGGAUAGUAUUUCUACUAUGCUUUCUGCUGCUGUUAUUACCCUUCAUAACUCAUUACUAUUUAUCAAAGGUGGAGAGUGGAAACCAAAGUAAUGAUGCAAAUCAUAUUCGUUUCAAGCUAGAAGCUCUUGAGGACCUGGGUGCCCUGAAAGCAUCAGAUUUAAGAUUAAGAAUACAGGAAAUGGAACGUAUCAAAGGUUCUGUUUCUGCUGAACUUCGUGAUCUGGAGGCCAAACGACAGGGUCUUCAGCAGGAAAUUUCAUCUUUAACAAGCCGCAUUGAGGAUUUAAAAACAGAGCUUUCAAGACAAAAGACUGAACUAGAACGAGUUAAAAUGUCAGUUGUGCAGGCACAAGUUGCUCAGAGAGAGGCAGAGCAGAGAAACGCACCUCAGCUCAGUUUACCUGGCAGGCUUUUCCCUAAUGAGCUUCAACGGAUCCUGAAUGCUGCUCCACAUGAAAGUGCUUCUCAUAUUCACUGUCGCCAACACAACUGCUUUGAUUAUUCACGUUGCUCAAUCACCUCUGGGAUGCCAGUAUAUGUGUAUAGUGAUGCUCUAGGAGAACUGAGCUCUUUCUUGCACACGGCUUUACAACAAACUUUAAGUUUUAAUCUACACAUCACAAAGGAUCCCAAAGUAGCUUGUCUCUUUUUUGUUCCCAUUGGCCAUGAAGCUGACCUCAAGCAAUUAUCGCAACUUCCCCACUGGGGAGGAGAUGGUCGGAAUCAUGUUUUAUUCCAUCUUUCUCGAGAGAGACUGCAGCCUUCUGCUGCUUUGAUGACAUCGAAGUUGACUGACAGAGCUAUUCUUGUGCAGUCGACUUUCAUUCAAAGCUCUUUUCGGCCUGGCUUUGAUGUUGUCAUAUUCCCAGCCUUGGGUCCCCCUGGGGGAGAUGUAUGGCAAGACUGCGCUCCAAUGCUUCCAGCCAGAAGAGAUUUUCUGUUAACAUUUCAGGGUGAAUUAUGGAGUUUGGAUGGACCUGGUGAAGCGUUACAGUGGGCACUAGAGCAACUUCAUGGAAUGGCAGCAGGCACUACCUCUGAUCGCUUCCAGCUUGAGUUUUCUUGUCAACCAGCUACAGAAAAAGAGGAUCUGUGGGGAGACUGGUCUAUGUGUGGGACAGAAGCAUCAAGGCAAGCUCUGUUAAGAAAGUCUACAUUCACCUUAAUUCUAGUGCCUUCCAAUGCAUCCCUUGUUUCAACCGCCACACUUCAAGCAAGAUUGUGGGAGGCCUUGAGAGAUGGAGCAAUUCCUGUUGUGCUUGGAGGAGAUACUCUUCUGCUACCUUACAGUGAAGUAGUUGUUUGGCGCCGGGCAGCUCUUAUUUUGCCCCUCUCACGUGCAUCUGAAUUGCACUUCCUGCUGCGGUCUGUGAGUGACACAGACUUAUCAGCAAUGAGGCGUCAAGGACGCUUCAUUUGGCAGAGUUAUGGUGCGUCUCUGCAGAGUAUCUUGGACACCAGCCUUGCCGUAAUUCGGGACAGAAUUGGCAUCCCUCCACCGCCAGUAGAGGAUGCUCCUUCUCCGUCAGUCUUCAACUCAACAUUUUCUCCUUUGAAGACUGAAGCCUUGGUUGCUGAUGCAGAACCAGAGGAAAGCCUUGGGCCUCUAGAGCCUCCUCAUGCCUCCCCUUCAUUCCGUAGAAAUUACACAGUGUUUCUCACACAGGGCUUUGAGAUGUGGAAUGAUUGGGGAGACCCCUUUCAUUUGUAUCCUCAGCUUCCAUUUGAUCCAUUAUUGCCAUCAGAUGCCAAAUUUAUAGGAUCUGGUGUCGGUUUUCGACCCAUUGGAAAAGGCACAGGAGGAGCUGGCAAAGAGUUCUGUGAGAGCUUGGGGGGAAAUAGUCCCAGGGAGCAGUUCACCAUUGUUAUGCUUACCUAUGAGCGAGAACAGGUUCUUAUGAAUUCUUUAAGUCGUCUCCAUGGGCUCCCCUACUUAAAUAAGGUGGUGGUUGUUUGGAAUUCCCCUCGUGCACCCCUAGAAGAUCUAAGAUGGCCUGAAAUUGGGGUUCCUGUUCAAGUUGUAAAAGCAGCAAGAAAUUCUUUGAAUAACCGUUUCCUGCCUUAUGAUGAAAUUGAAACUGAAGCUGUUCUCUCUGUAGAUGAUGAUGCUCAUCUUCGACAUGAUGAAAUUAUGUUUGGUUUUAGAGUGUGGAGAGAGCACCGUGAUCGUGUAGUUGGAUUCCCAGGAAGAUUCCAUGCAUGGGACAUAAACCAUGGUGGCUGGUUAUACAACUCCAAUUAUUCAUGUGAACUCUCAAUGGUUCUAACUGGUGCAGCAUUCGUCCACAAACAUUAUUUAUAUCUGUACAGCAACUGGUUGCCACAGGCUAUCAGAGAUAAAGUAGAUCAAUUUAUGAAUUGUGAGGAUUUAGCAAUGAAUUUCUUGGUUUCUCACAUAACAAAGAAACCUCCAGUUAAGGUAACUUCUAGAUGGACAUUCCGGUGCCCAGGAUGUCCUGUUUCUCUGUCUGAGGAUGACACCCAUUUUCAAGAGCGACACAAAUGCAUCAACUUUUUCUCCCAGGUAUUUGGCUAUACACCUCUGCUGAACACACAGUACCGAGCUGAUUCAAUCCUUUUCAAAACUAGAAUUCCUCAUGACAAACAGAAAUGUUUCAAAUUUAUUUAAAAGUCAUUUGGUGUUUAUAGUCAACUGCCACAGUGUUGCUAUGUUUGCCCACUUAUUUAUUUUCUUUUGUUAAGGUUUAGAUUAUUUUCUUACACAGAAGUUUUGACAAUAAAAUAAUCUUACAGUAGUUACUUUUUCUUGACUCAUGCAAAGAAUUUCAUGAAGCUUUCUGAAAAAAUAAAUUGUGUACUUGUGUUUGCAGAUUUGUGAGGGACCAGUUCCUUUUAUUUAUUCCUCUAGAUCUUCUGUAAAAUACUCAACUCAAAUGAAUUCAUGUUAAGUUUGAUUUCCACUUUGUGCUACUUGCCACUCUAAGUUUUUAGAUUGAAUGUUUAAUUGUGUCUGUGUGUGCCGGAGAAAGUGAUGUAUUGACAUCAUGAUCUCUGAGAUUGAAUGUUGUGACUUGAUUUGAAACAAAAUUCUUAGUACUCAUUUCUAUCAACAUGAAAUGUCCUUUUGCUCUUGUUCAAAGUUUUUCUUUCCUCCAAGUAAAGACUGGCUGUGCUUCUCAUUCUCUUCAUGCUCAGUGUAACCUUUUUUUUUUUUUAACAAUAAUGUGUCUCCCCAUGAAUAUUUAUUUAUUUCCAUAUUGUGUAGAGUCCUUUUUGUUUCUUUUUCUGUACUUUUUUUUCCAGUGUGAGCUACAAUGUUUAGUGCCAUGUAUGUAAUUUCUGUGAUAUUGUGAAAGUUUGUUCAGUUUUAGCAAGAGAAAGAGCAGAACGCUCUGUUUGCCAAUGAUUUACAGUGUCUUAUUAUGGUUUAGUUUUGAAUAUUAGGUAAGCACUCAGUCCUUUUUUGGCACAAUGUUUGCUUAUUUAUUUAUUUAUUUAUUUAUAGAGUCAUGACUUUUAUUCUAUGACUAUUGGACACAGUAUUGUAACCAGUACUUAUCAACAGCCUCAAAUCUUGGAACAGUUUUGUGGUUUGGACUUCAAUAUGCUGUCUUUUGUCUUAUCAUGUGCCAGCACCUUUGUCACUUAGUUCGUUACAAUUAAUGUAAAUAUUAAAUUAUUCUUUUUAAGUAAAAA
Molecule: messenger RNA, 4108 nt
Organism: Thrips palmi
Lineage: Eukaryota; Metazoa; Arthropoda; Insecta; Thysanoptera; Thripidae
Gene: botv
Product: exostosin-3
Exons: 18
Coding region: 369-3080 (903 amino acids)
Cellular component (GO): membrane
Molecular function (GO): glycosyltransferase activity
Source: RefSeq, a predicted model, not a curated record